This is a messenger RNA of Merops nubicus (carmine bee-eater), 2415 nucleotides long. It is a transcript of the gene TYK2, whose product is annotated as tyrosine kinase 2. The transcript has 15 exons. Gene Ontology annotation, cellular component: cytosol; membrane; cytoskeleton. Lineage: Eukaryota; Metazoa; Chordata; Aves; Coraciiformes; Meropidae. The record is from RefSeq and is a predicted model, not a curated record. Gene Ontology annotation, molecular function: cytokine receptor binding; non-membrane spanning protein tyrosine kinase activity; ATP binding. The annotation marks the transcript as partial. Gene Ontology annotation, biological process: cytokine-mediated signaling pathway; peptidyl-tyrosine phosphorylation; intracellular signal transduction.
GUAUCACACCUCUGUGCUACAGCCUCUUCGCCCUCUACGACCCCCAGGCCAGGGUCUGGUUGCCCCCCAACCACCUUUUCCACAUCACCAAAGACACCAACCUCCACCUCCUCUUCCGCAUGAGGUAUUACUUUAGGAACUGGCACGGGAUGAACGAGAAGGAACCGGCCGUUUACCGCAACGCCCCCCGACCCAGCGACUCCGAGGAGAAGCUGCCAGGAGGAGCUUUGCUGGACAGAUCUUCCUUCGAGUACCUCUUCGAGCAGGGGAAGUUUGACUUCAUCAACGACGUGGCCUCUUUGAAGGAUCUCCACGCCGAGCAAGAGAUCCAGAGGUUCAAGAACGAAAGCUUGGGCAUGGCCGUGCUCCACCUUUCCCACAUUGCCAUCCAAAAAGGUCUUUCCCUGGAGGAGGUGGCCAGAAAAUACAGCUUCAAGGAUUGCCUCCCACGUUCCUUCCACCAUCAGAUCCAGCAGAACAACUCGGUGACCAAAUUUCGGAUGAAAAACGUCUUCAAGAAGUUCGUCAGACGUUUCCAGCAACACACGGUCAGCAAGGGCAAACUCACAGCCCAGGACAUCAUGUAUAAAUACUUGGCCACCUUGGAACACUUGGCACCUCGUUUUGGGAGCGAGAUCUUCCCCGUCCUCUCUUUGGAGACCUCUUCUGAAGGGGAGAAGGUUCAACUCUACGUCAACGGGGGGAAUCUGCCGGCGGAGCGAGGUCGAACCACGGGCCCCAAGGAUCAGCCCCUCACCCACGAGGUGCUGGUCACUGGGACCAAGGGGAUCCAGUGGAGGGCUCUGCCCAAGGAGAGCCCUGAGAACUUCCCCCAGCGUGGUUAUUUUGGGAGGAAGAGCAGAAACAAAGAGCUGGAACCCAAGGGCUCGACUCCGACGACGGAACCCAAGGAACCCAAGUGGUCCCAUUUCUGUGAUUUUCGAGAGAUCACCCACAUUGUCAUCAAGGAUUCUUGGGUCAGCAUCCACAGGCAGGACAAUAAGUGCCUGGAGGUUCUCCUCCCAUCCCCUGCCUGUGCCCUCUCCCUGGUGUCCCUGGUGGACGGAUAUUUCCGCCUCACCGCCGACUCCAGCCACUACCUGUGUCACGACGUGGCCCCUCCAAGACUGGUCAUGAGCCUCCUCAACGGCAUCCACGGGCCCAUGCAGGAGGAGUUCGUGCUGGCCAAGCUGCGGCGGGAGGAGGAGGAGGAGGAGGAAGGGCUCUACAUCCUCCGGUGGAGCCUCUUGGACUUUGACAGGAUGAUCCUCUCCGUGCUCAAGAGGAGCCACCAGCAGGGAGGCUUCAAGUACAGGCAGUUCAGAAUCCAGAAGAAAGGGAAUUGCUUCGUGCUGGAAGGUUGGGACAGGGAAUUUCCCACCUUGAGGGAACUCUUGGAUGUUCUCAAGGGCUGCACGCUCAAAUCCGGCGACGAGAGCUUCACCGUGAGGAGAUGCUGCCCACCCAAACCAGGAGAGAUCUCAGACCUGCUGAUCACUUGGAAGGUGAAGGACAACACGAAACAGAUCCUCAACCUGACCCAGCUCAGCUUCCACCAGAUCCGCAAGAACGAGAUCACUCAGAGAGCUCACCUGGGGCAGGGCACCCGCACCAACAUCUACGAGGGGGUCCUGAAGGUUUGUGGCCCCCCUGGGCCUGAGGAUGAAGCUGAAUAUUUCUCCACUGAGCAGAACAACAACAGCAGGGAGAUCCACGUGGUCCUCAAAGUCCUGGAUCCCAGCCACAGAGACAUUGCCCUGGCAUUUUUUGAGACCGCCAGCCUGAUGAGCCAAGUGUCCCACGUCCACUUGGCCUUUGUCCAUGGGGUCUGUGUGAGAGGCUCUGAGAAUAUCAUGGUGGAGGAGUUUGUGGAGCACGGCCCUCUGGAUGUGCUGCUGAGGAAGGAGAAGGGCAGGACCACUGUGGGCUGGAAAAUCACCGUGGCCAAGCAGUUGGCCAGUGCCUUGAGCUACCUGGAGGAUAAAAACCUGGUGCAUGGCAACGUGUGUGCCAAAAACAUCCUGCUGGCCAGGAAAGGGCUGGAAGAAGGAGCUGUGCCCUUCGUGAAGCUCAGCGACCCCGGCGUCAGCUUCACGGUGCUCUCCAGAGAAGAACGUGUGGAUCGGAUCCCCUGGAUCGCCCCCGAGUGCCUGAGGGACGUGGGGAACCUCAGCACGGCUGCUGACAAGUGGAGCUUUGGCACCACCCUCCUGGAGAUCUGCUUUGAUGCUGACGUGCCCCUGAAGGAGAGAACUCCCUCAGAGAAAGAACGUUUCUACGAGAAGAGGCACCGACUGCCAGAACCCUCCUGCCAGGAGCUGGCUGCUCUCAUCUGCCAGUGCCUCAACUACAGCCCUGGGGAGCGUCCGUCCUUCCGAACCAUCCUCAGGGACCUCACCCAGCUCCAGCCCCACA